CUUAAUAGCACGGUGUUUAAAGCGAUACCUGGCGUUUUAUGGUGGACGCAAAUUUCGACGAUCCCAAUGGUAUUCGUAUUUACCCUUUGACGGCAUCCAAACGUUUAAAACUUCCUUGAUCAAACUAAACGUUUACAUGUCCCCGGAGAUCGACCAGAGGACGUGCUGGGACAAUGAAAGUUGCCAUUAAAAAGAUUGCCUCCUUUAUAAUUUUCUGAAACAGACUACAAUAGACAUAGUCACAUGAUCGGAAGUAAACCAACGUAAAUUGAAGCCGACUGUGCAAUGCCUGCUUGGCUUUGAAUCACCUUUGCUACGAGGUUCUGAGAACGCCUGGGGAACGAUUGGUGCACAAACAAUGUGUGGAGUUCUGAAAGACGGUUCAAACUAGGGACAGCGAUAGACUUCAUGCGUCAUGGGAAGUCUAAAAAAGCGACAGCUGACACUCAAGACUGAAGAUGUGCACUGGAUGUGGGUGGAGCGCGGAGGUCUGACUACUGACGCAAACACGCCUGGCUAAAAAGCAGCUACGGUUACAAGAGUUCGCUACUUCUUGUCAAGAUGAUCACGAAGACUCUUCUUCUACUGCUGCUGUAUUUCAUUCUGUAUGGUGCAGGACAAGGCAUUGUCUUUACAGGGGAAUGUCAAAGCGACGAUCACUGCUUACGUCACGUGUCUCCUGACACCUGCUGUGCGUUCUGGGACCCAAAGGGGGCACUGAACGUCUGCAAGAAGCUAGGAGAGUGGCAACAACUCUGCCAGGUCACCCCACAAGACAUCCCCUACCCGUUCGGCGGUAGGAAACUCACGUGGGUGUGCCCGUGUGGAGUCGACCUCACCUGCCGACCACUGCUCCCAGGCGCAAAGUUUGGAACAUGCCAGCUCAUUUAAUCAUCAAGGUAACGAAUCGGGCCGUCAACUCUCAACGCGGUAAAAGCUCAUCAUAAGGAUUAGUCUUGGACAUUUCACUUUGAAUAGGAGCCUCCACAAGCAGACAAAGUCUUGCCGGACAAGAUAGAAUAUGCUAGCUCUAAGACCAGUAUCACCCGGAUUGGAACAAAGGUGGGGCAAGCACACCUAGAUAGGCUAAGUGUUACAUGUGUUAUACUUC
This is a messenger RNA of Branchiostoma floridae (Florida lancelet), 1111 nucleotides long. RefSeq names its product prokineticin Bo8-like. The transcript is spliced from 2 exons. The coding region runs from base 562 to 891 and encodes 109 amino acids. The record is from RefSeq and is a predicted model, not a curated record. Lineage: Eukaryota; Metazoa; Chordata; Leptocardii; Amphioxiformes; Branchiostomatidae.